This is a messenger RNA of Pelobates fuscus (common spadefoot toad), 3545 nucleotides long. It is a transcript of the gene RASGRP1, whose product is annotated as RAS guanyl releasing protein 1. Bases 350 to 2788 code for a protein of 812 amino acids. Lineage: Eukaryota; Metazoa; Chordata; Amphibia; Anura; Pelobatidae. The record is from RefSeq and is a predicted model, not a curated record. Gene Ontology annotation, biological process: positive regulation of GTPase activity; Ras protein signal transduction. The transcript is spliced from 17 exons. Gene Ontology annotation, cellular component: plasma membrane. Gene Ontology annotation, molecular function: guanyl-nucleotide exchange factor activity; calcium ion binding.
UGACACAUAAGGGUUAAUUCAACAUCAUUGUGUGUGUGAUUGAGUGGGAGGAGAGUGUGUGUGAAUGGGAGGGGGAAGGCAUUGGGUAUCCGUUUAACUUGUCAGAAGUAAAGGGGAGAAGUUCUGUUUAAUGUUCUGUGUAUCAGUGCUGUUACAUCUUUAGAACCUUCAGACAGCAGGGGGUUAUCAUAGACAUUGCAUUGUUGCAGAACCCCAGGUCUAUUUGGGGGGAGGAAGGAUUAGAAGAUCUCUGUGCAUGAUGUGUGAGUUUGUUUGCAGAACUGGGCACAGGGAGGUGUGUUUGGGUGUAGACCAAUAAUCAGCCUCUGGUUGAGCCUUUAUUCCCAGGAUGGGGUACAGACAGAGUGCUGGGACUGCAGAUCACUCAGGAGGAUACAACAACAUAUUCUUCAUGGGCACUGUAGGCAAAAAGAAGGACCUACCUAGACCUGCACAUGGCUGUACUACCAUCCCCAAACUGGCUCUGGAGCUGAAGCAUAUCCUCCAGCCUGCAUCCAACUCCAAGCUGCCGACCGUCACUCCUUUAAGGGUGAUGAUGCCUCUUGGACAGCUUUCCAAAGGAGCCACCUUGGAUGACCUCAUACAGAUAUGUAUUCAAACCUUUGAUACUGAUGGGAAUGUGUGUCAGAGCAGUGAGUUACUACAAAUCCUGAUCACAAUGCAUGGAUUCCUGAUCCCAUCUUCAGACUUGCUUCGCAGGCUCCGGACAUUAUAUCAGGAUUCUAUGCAGAAGAGAGCGCUGCUUUUCUGUCUCAAAAUAUGCUACUUUGUAAGAUAUUGGCUUACGGAACUCUGGAUCAUGUUCAAGGUGGAUUCUAAGCUCACGCAGACUAUGGAGGAGUUUCAAGACCUUGUGAAAAACCAAGGAGAUGAGUCUCACUGGCGUCUGCUUGACACUUCCCAAAUAAACUCUCGUGAUUGGUCUAGAAAAUUGACUCAGAGAAUGAAACCCAACUGUAGCAAAAAGAGGAAAGUAUCUCUGCUGUUUGACCAUCUGGAGCCAGAAGAACUGGCCGAACAUCUGACCUAUUUGGAGUAUAAAUCCUUCCGCAGAAUCUCUUUUUCUGAUUUCCAGAACUAUAUCACAAAUGGCUGUGUGAAAGAUAUUCCAACCAUGGAACGCUCUAUUGGUUUGUGUAACGGAAUCUCUCAGUGGGUUCAGCUAAUGGUUCUGAGCAGACCAACUCCACAGCUUCGUGCUGAGGUCCUCACCAAAUUCAUUCACGUGGCGCAAAAACUGCAACAGCUACAGAAUUUCAACACCCUGAUGGCGGUCGUUGGAGGUCUUUGUCACAGUUCUAUCUCCAGACUCAAGGAAACCAGUGCACACAUACCUCAUGAAGUCAGCAAGGUCCUUAAUGAGAUGACCGAUCUGCUGACCUCCUGUAGAAAUUAUGACAAUUACCGGAAAGCCUACAGUGAGUGCAACAAUUUCAAGAUUCCCAUUCUUGGGGUACAUUUGAAGGACCUCAUUUCAAUGCAUGAAGCCAUGCCAGAUUAUCUGGAAGAUAAGAAGGUUAAUGUGCUCAAGCUGCACUCUAUGUUUAACCAUAUUAAUGAACUCGUCCAGCUACAAAACAUUCCUCCACCUCUGGAUGCCAACAUGGACCUCGUGCAUUUACUCACACUUUCUCUGGAUUUAUAUUACACCGAAGAUGAAAUGUAUGAGUUAUCGUAUGCACGGGAGCCAAGGAAUCAACGAGCACCACCAGCAACACCUUGCAAGCCACCAGUGAUGGCAGUCUGGGCGUCGGGAGUGUCCCCUAAACCGGAUCCCAAAACAAUAAGCAAACAUGUUCAGAAGAUGGUGGAUUCUGUCUUUAAGAAUUAUGACCUGGAUCAGGAUGGAUACAUAUCUCAGGAAGAUUUUGAAAAAAUAGCAGCCAGCUUCCCAUUCUCAUUCUGCGUCAUGGAUAAAGACAGGGAGGGCCUGAUCAGCAGACCAGAGAUCACCGCAUACUUUAUGCGAGCCAGCUCUAUCUGUUCCAAACUUGGGCUGGGAUUUCUCCAUAACUUUCAAGAGACCACAUAUCUACGCCCAACCUUCUGUGACAACUGCGCUGGAUUUCUUUGGGGCGUAAUCAAGCAAGGAUACCGAUGCAAAGAUUGUGGGAUGAAUUGCCAUAAACAGUGCAAAGAGUUGGUGGUGUUUGAAUGCCAUAAAAGAUCUAAACCUUUUAUGGGAGACAGCAGUUCCUCUACCGAGAAUGGCCAAACCAAUAUUUUCCCUAUGGGCAGCAAAGAAUCCCCAAAUGACUGCGUAGGUGCUGAUGAGGAAUCUUUUUCAUACGUAAAUGGAGACAAUGACCACAAUGAGAUCAGCAAGGACCGUACACUCGUGCUCAUGGGAAGUUCUUCCCAGAAGAUCUCUGUGAGGCUGCAACAAUCUGGAAAUCACAAAGAGACACAGACGGAUGCUGAGCCAACAAGUCCACAUCUACAGAUACCCUCACCCUGCUGGAACCAAUCACCGGAUCCUACAUACCUCUAUCCAUCCUUCAGCCCAAAUCCAUCACCUUGUCCCAGUCCAGUACUUGUCAGGAAGAAGGCCUAUGCCAAAUGGGAAAACAAGGACUCUAUUCGUAAAGCAAGAGAGGAGGGGAAAGCCGCUAAAUCAAUGGUUCAAGAGUUGGAGCAGGAACGAUCACUUCUGCAGGAAGAAAACGUAGCUUUAAAGGUUCAACUGAAAGACGCACAGAGACGAAUUGAAACUUUAAGGGCAGAGCUUCGAAAGUAUGUAUUGGACAAUGAACCGCCCGGAAAAUAAGCAUGGCUGCAAGUCAGAGACUGGAUGUCUACCAAGUACAAUUGCUGGAUUUGCAAAUUAGCGCGAAGGCAAGAGCUGCGGCUAAAUGACUAAAUUAUUUUGUCACAAACCAUCUUUUUGUGUACACACGUCUUCUAACUGGUAAAUCUAGCUAGGAGUGGAGAAACCACCAUGUCUUACAACAAAAACUGCAUUCAUAUUAUGUGUGCUAACAGGCUACGGUGGUUUGAGUCCCUGCUUGUCAAGUGAGCUAGAAUUCAGAAAGGUUUACUCUGUAUGGUGCAUUCCGUGUUCCUUAGUGUAUAUACCAUUUCAGGCUGAAUUUGUGUUAAUAUACUCUGGAGUUUUCAGGGAGUCUCCUUUGAUACAUAGUCAUGUGCUGAAGUACAGUCAAGGGCGUACGUCAGGUUUCAGCUAUCUAAAAAGAUAACCAAAACCUAGCUUGUGUUUACACAUUUCUCCAGUAAGUCAUAGGAUUAGUAGAAGAGAUGUAUAAUUCAGAAAUACAUUUAAUUCUUAGUUUGUCACCCUGUCAUUUGCAUUGCUAGUCAGACUACAGGAUGAACUUGUUUAUUGUUGCUCUGCCUGAUCAGCAAUCAAGCAUUCUUAAACACAGUAACAGAUCUAAGAUGGAAUCGUCAACAAAAAUGUUAACUUUGUAGUAAGUACAUAACAGAAUCAGUGACAUCUAUAAAGCGACUGAAACGUUAGCUCCAGCUCUCAACAGCAUCUAUUACCCAGGGUAGCCUAAAAGCCU